Messenger RNA from Diplodia corticola, 2943 nucleotides. RefSeq lists its product as uncharacterized. NCBI's taxonomy places the organism in Eukaryota, Fungi, Ascomycota, Dothideomycetes, Botryosphaeriales, Botryosphaeriaceae. The record is from RefSeq and is a predicted model, not a curated record. Gene Ontology annotation, cellular component: endoplasmic reticulum membrane. The transcript has a single exon. Gene Ontology annotation, biological process: maintenance of protein localization in endoplasmic reticulum. The coding region runs from base 1 to 2943 and encodes 980 amino acids.
AUGAACGGCCCGCAGGAUCCUGAAGCCGCCACCGAGUCCUUCCCGCCCUUCUCGCCGCCGCAGAACCAUCAGCUUCCCACUCCUGCCCUGUCUCCCAGCCAGACAGACGUCUCCGCCGCCGACGAUGGCUCCGCCUCUGGUCUGGGCAUUUCCUCCGUCCCCGAGGGCGCAGUGGUAAAUGGUCUCGCGAAUGCGCCGAAGAAGCAGGACACAAACGGGGCCGAGAGGAGAGGGAGGUCACUGUCACAUCGCCAUGGGUCCAUGUCAAUGGACGGCGCUGUUUUGGCCGGCUUGGAUACCAAAGCGGACCAUCCAAAGCGGAAGAACAGUGUGGCUUCGUCCACCUCGCCGCGUGGCGACGCCGAGAAGGAGCGCAUCCUGAAGCUUUCCCCGGCCCAAAUACAUGAGCUGACCUCGUCACCAACAUCACUGCCUCUGCGUCCGGUGGAUGGUCCCAUCGAGCCAAUGCCAAAGCUGGAUGAAGCACCUAUGAUCCUUGAGAAGUCAUACCCGACAAACCACUCUCAAGAGUCAGCGUCUCCGCAAAAGUACACAUCGCCGCCUGAAAAUGGAGAGCAUCGAAUGCACAGCUCAUCAAAAACAAAGGACGCUUCCAGCUAUCCUGAGCCAAGCCAUGUCAAAUCCUCCUCACGGGACGCGAAGAGUAAACCCAGCAUGUCGCGGACUGUUUCCACUCCAAUCAUGCGCCGAAAGCAAUCCAAUAGGGGUACGCCAUCCUUAGAUCAGGCCCAGCUAAAGUUCCGGCCAACUCCUUUGAAUCUGGAUGACAAAAGAGGCGAUUCGAACGGCGGUCUCAAGCCUUCUGCUAUACAAGAAACCCCUAUGGCCUCUCCAAUGCCAGCGACUAUUCCCUUACCGCCAUUGUCUAUUCCCACUUAUUUACAACUGGAGCUUUCGUCCGAUAAACCUUCUCCGCUGUACAUUCAUCGACCCGUGAACAGUGACUUCCCGUACGAGUCAUCGCGGAUCAAGUUCGAACGUCUGUUGAACUUUCUUAUUCUACCAUUCGAACUCGAGCAAUCUCUAUGGUUUGGCGCCCUUGCCUGUCUUGAUGCCUGGCUCUACACCUUUACCAUCCUGCCUUUACGCUUUCUCAAGGCCCUCUGGAUCCUCGCCAAGUGGUGGGCAACGAACGCGUGGAAGGAAGUACAUGACAUUGCCGUUUUCAUCUACCAAGGUGUAGGCAGAGUUUGGCAGCGAAGACGAGGGAUGGUAGAACAUCCCGCCGGCAACGGCUCGAUAGAGAAUGACUUGACGCCACGCAAGUCAUCUUUCUCUCAGGCCUCAGACCCUCCCUCUGGAGUUUCGACUGGGAAUAGCAUUCCUAUCAUCAAGGAGCCAGCGCCUUCACGGAGGCCUCCAAAAUCCUCCAUCUACCGCCACCGCAGGCUCAAGUCUGUGCCUUCCACUCUGCUUCCAAACCACAAAGCGGACAUCCUGAAAGGCUUGUUGGUGCUCGCAACCUGCGUGGUCCUAAUGCGGUUUGAUGCAAGUAAGACAUACCACAACAUCAGAGGCCAGGCCGCGAUCAAGCUGUACGUCAUUUACAACGUUCUUGAAGUAUGCGACCGGCUUUUCUCCGCACUGGGCCAAGACAUUCUCGAGUGCCUUCUCUCGCGAGAGACCCUGGACCGGAACGCCGACGGCCGGAGCAAAGUAAUCCGACCUUUCUGGAUGUUCCUCCUAGCCCUGGCGUACACUUCUAUUCACUCCACCGCCCUGUUCUACCAGGUCAUCACCCUCAACGUUGCCGUCAACUCAUACUCCAAUGCCCUUCUCACGCUCUUGAUGUCCAAUCAAUUCGUUGAGAUCAAGGGCACCGUGUUCAAGAAGUUUGAAAAGGAAAACCUCUUCCAGCUUACCUGCGCGGACAUGGUCGAGAGGUUCCAGCUAUGGCUCAUGUUGAUGAUCAUCGCCUGCCGCAACAUCGUCGAGGUCGGCGGUCUGAGCAUCCUCGGGGACAUAUCAGGCUCGUCCAGCGCAGCCCUCGGCAGCAACGGCACGACGGCGCCAUUCCGAAGCACAAGCAUCAUCCCCAAGAGCUUCACCAUCUUCCCCAAAUGGACGGGGCAGGUCAUGGGCCCGUUCCUGCUCGUGCUCGGCAGCGAGAUGCUCGUGGACUGGCUCAAGCACGCGUACAUCACAAAGUUCAACAACACCAAGCCGGCCAUCUACGGGCGCUUCCUCGACGUCCUCGCCAAGGACUACUACUCCAACGCCUUCUUCGACCAGAACCUCACCAAGCGGCUCGGCCUCCCCGUCCUGCCGCUCGCCUGCCUCUUCAUCCGCGCCACCAUCCAAACAUACCACAUGUUCCUCGCCACGCACAUGCCACUACCCAUCGCAUCGCCCGCCACGAGCCUCUCAGUCGAGAGCGGCGGCUCGCAAGCCACAUCGUCGUCGUCGCCCGCCACGACGGCCGCCCUCGCCCACAUCGACCACAUCUUCCGCCGCGCGCUCGGCCGCUCCUCGUUCGGCGCCGGCGGCAACGUCGCGUCCCCGCAGUCUUCUUAUUUUUCCUCGACGAUGACCGGGACGGCGUGGCAGCUGUGGUCGCUCGACGACGUCAUCGCCUUCACCACCAUGAUCGUCGUCUUCCUCGUCGGCUACUUCGUGCUGCUCGCGUUCAAGCUCGUGCUCGGCAUGGCGCUGCUCGGCUUCGCGCGCUCGCGCUACAAGGGCAUGAAGGAGCGCGAGAAGAUGGUCACCACCACCGACGGCAAGCGCGUCGGCGGCUGGGGCGUCGUCGAGGUCGAGGACGACAAGAAGAGGUGGAUCUAUGCGGACGACCCCGAGGGGCUGCGGGCGCUGCGGGAGAGGGAGGCCAAGGCGAGGGAGAAGGAGAUGAAGGAGGCGAGGGGGGGCGAUGGGAAGUUGGAGGGGACGAGUCGGUAUAGCAUGGUUGCUAAGAGGAUUUGGUAG